Messenger RNA from Melampsora larici-populina 98AG31, 1632 nucleotides. RefSeq lists its product as uncharacterized. The record is from RefSeq and is a predicted model, not a curated record. Gene Ontology annotation, molecular function: protein binding. NCBI's taxonomy places the organism in Eukaryota, Fungi, Basidiomycota, Pucciniomycetes, Pucciniales, Melampsoraceae. The coding region runs from base 1 to 1548 and encodes 515 amino acids. The transcript is spliced from 4 exons.
AUGUAUCAACAUCAAAUCAACGAUCCAGAUUCAAUGGAUUAUUUAAUUUCAGAAUUACUUCCAUUCCGACAUCAAACUCAUGAUCUCAUUCCAUCAUCAUCAUCAUCCAUCAACACAUCAGAUUCAGAUUCAGAUACGACCUUAGCUUUACUAUUACCUUUAUUAGUCUUACUUUUCACUUUGCUUUUCUUACUUUUAUUAUUUUUGAUUUUUUUGAUUCUGAUUCGAAAACGAAGAUCGUUUCGUCGUCUUACCGGUCAUGGUCCACUAAGAUUAAGCGAUUCAGAUGGUCCUUUGGAUUUAUCUCAAUCUGAUCAGUAUGAACAUUCAGAAGCUUUAGAACGUCGUUGGUUAGAACAAUGUUCUGAAGGCGUUCGAUUAGGUUAUCUAAGAGCUAAACGUCAGUCUUCAUCUUUCUCUACAUCAUCAAUUCGAUUCCUGGAAUCUGACCUUCUUUAUUCGGUAUUCUUUUCCAUAACAGUUUACCAAACUCAAUAUCGACCUAAUUCAUUCCCAACCGAUAUCACUUUAUCACAAUUCUUAUCAAUCCAAGAAAAAGGUGUAUCAGCAUGGGCCUUUGAACCGGAUUACGAAUCAAAUCCAUCCUUACCAUUAAUCGUUCAAUCUCGUACUGAAAUCACUUUCUUGGCUGAUGGUGUUGGCUUAUCACCUUCCGAAGGUGGUGGGGUUUGUGUACAGUCUAAUUUACCUUUACCUAAACUUAAUGAAGUUUAUUAUUUUGAAUGUAAGAUUUAUGAAAAGUUGGAGUCCACUGAGAUCUCCAUUGGAUUGGCUACUAAACCUUAUCCUACUUUUCGAUUACCUGGUUGGAAUAGACUGUCUAUAGGUUACUUUGCAAGCGACGGAUUCAAAGCACACAAUUAUCCAUUCACCGCCACAUCUUAUGGUCCGCCUCUGAAACAAGGUGACGUCUUAGGGGUUGGAUAUCGACCUCGAACAGGAGCCGUGUUCUUUACACGAAACGGAAAGAAACUAGAAGAUGCCUUUGUGGGUCUUCAACGAUUCAAUGUGUUUCCCACCAUUGGAGCUACUGGACCUGCUUCGGUACAUGUGAAUUUGGGACAAGCUGGAUUUGUGUUUAUUGAAGCGAAUGUGAAGAAAUGGGGAUUAGCACCGAUGGCUGGAACCUUGGCACCUCCACCUGCCUAUGGUCAUCAAACUGGUAGUAUCUUACUUUCCAGUGGGAAUGAACAACAUGAGAGAAGACAAAGAGGAUUGGCAGAAGAAGAAGAGGAAGAGGAAGGUGGUUCUUCGGUUGGGACUAUUAGACCGAUCUUGGUAGGAGAUUAUGAACAAUUACCUCAUAAUCCACCUACACCUAGACCUUUGGAUAUCUCAUUAAGACAGAUCAGAUCAGAUCGAUCAUCAACCCCGAGUCAGGCAGCUAGCCCACCUAAUUACGCACCUAUUGAUCCUUAUAAAUAUGCAGCAGGAGUAGCAGAAGUGAUGUUGGCUGAACAGUUUGGUGGAUCAGCUGAUUGGAGAAAUGCAGGAGCUCAUGGAUCUUCUUCUUCGACUAAUCGAUGAAAGAUCAUUAAGAAAUCGAAUCCUACUUUCUCUUGCUUUUGUUUUCAUAUAGAUUGGGUUGUAGGUAGGAGUAGGAGUAGGAAG